AUGCAAACUCUUGCACGUCUUUCCCGUACCAACAUUGUUGGUAGAAGUAUGAGACAAUACUCAUCAGUUUCACAACAAGAAAUUGAUAAUGAACCAAGAUUUUUAGAAUGUUUCAAAACUUUCUUUGAUAAAGCUGCUGGUUUAACCAACUUAAAACCAGGUGUUUUAAAUAACAUGAAAGAAUGUAACGUUGCUCUUCGUGUUGAAUUCCCAAUUAAAAAUGAACAUGGUGAUGUUGAUAUUAUUGCUGGUUAUCGUGCUCAACACAGUCACCACAGACUCCCAUGCAAAGGUGGUAUUCGUUUCUCAGAAGAAGUCGAUCUCCAAGAAGUUAUGGCUCUUGCUUCAUUAAUGACCUACAAAUGUGCCGUCGUCGAUGUUCCAUUCGGUGGUGCUAAAGGUGGUGUCCGUAUCGAUCCAAAGAAAUACACUAUUGCUCAAAGAGAAAAAAUCACUCGUGCCUACACUCUUCUUUUAUGCCAAAAGAACUUUAUUGGUCCAGGUGUUGAUGUUCCAGCUCCAGAUAUGGGUACUGGUGAACAAGAAAUGUCAUGGAUUCGUGAUACCUACCAAGCUUUCAAUACUAACGAUGUUGAUUCAAUGGCUUGUGUCACUGGUAAACCAAUCUCAUCAGGUGGUAUUCGUGGUCGUACUGAAGCUACCGGUUUAGGUGUUUUCUACGGUAUUCGUGAAUUCCUUUCAUACGAAGAAGUUCUCAAAAAGACUGGUUUAACUCCAGGUAUUAAAGGUAAAAAGAUUAUUAUUCAAGGUUUUGGUAAUGUUGGUUAUUGGGCUGGUAAAUUCUUCGAACAAGCUGGUGCUAAAAUUAUUGCCGUUGCUGAACACAAUGGUGCUGUCUUCAACCCAGAAGGUCUCAACAUUGAUGCCUUAAACAAAUACAAACUCCAACACGGUAGUUUCAUUGAUUUCCCAGGUGCCACCAACAUCCACGACUCUGUUAAAGCCCUCGAAAUUCCAUGUGAUAUUUUAAUUCCAGCCGCUCUUGAAAAACAAAUCCACGUCGGUAACUGUGCUGAUAUCCAAGCUAAAAUUAUUGGUGAAGCUGCUAACGGUCCAAUGACCCCACGUGCUGAUGACUUCUUAAAUGCUAGAGGUCACAUCAUCAUUCCAGAUCUCCUCCUCAAUGCUGGUGGUGUCACUGUCUCAUACUUUGAAUGGUUAAAGAAUCUUUCACACGUUCGUUUCGGUAGAUUAAACAAGAAAUGGGAAGAAUCAUCAAAGAAACUCUUAUUAGAAUUUGUUGAAAACACUGUUGGUAAGAAACUCUCUGAUGCCGAAAGAGGUUUAGUCAUCCAUGGUGCUGAUGAAAUCGAUAUUGUUAGAUCAGGUUUAGAUGAUACCAUGACUAAUGCUUGCGCUGAAACUAGAAAGACUGCCAUCGAAAAGAACACUGAUUACCGUUCAGCUGCUUUAUACAACGCCAUCAUGAAAAUUAAAGCUGUUUACGAAUCAUCAGGUAACGUCUUCUCUUAAAUUUUUUAAUAAUAUAAUUAAUCCCCUUAUUGCAACAAUAAUAAUAAUAAAAAAAAAAAGAUUAUACUCUUUAUGU
This is a messenger RNA of Dictyostelium purpureum, 1570 nucleotides long. Its product is annotated as glutamate dehydrogenase, NAD(P)+. Gene Ontology annotation, biological process: L-glutamate catabolic process. Gene Ontology annotation, molecular function: L-glutamate dehydrogenase (NAD+) activity. NCBI's taxonomy places the organism in Eukaryota, Evosea, Eumycetozoa, Dictyosteliales, Dictyosteliaceae. The coding region runs from base 1 to 1494 and encodes 497 amino acids. The record is from RefSeq and is a predicted model, not a curated record. The transcript is spliced from 2 exons. Gene Ontology annotation, cellular component: mitochondrion.